GUCACACUGUUUUUGUAAACGUAAAUAAGAAAUUGAUAAGAAAACAAACGAAAAAUGGUUUGCGAGAAGUGCGAGGCAAAGUUGUCUAAAGUUUCUGCCCCCAAUCCCUGGAGAACAAGUACAGCUCCCGCUGGUGGACGUAAGAUCAACGAAAACAAGGCCUUGUCCUCAGCUCGCGAACGAUACAAUCCCAUCGGAACUGCUUUGGCGCCUUGCCGGAUCUGCCGUCAGAAAGUACACCAGAUGGGAGCCCAUUAUUGCCAAGCAUGCGCCUACAAAAAAGCAAUAUGCGCUAUGUGCGGCAAGAAAAUCAUGAACACCAAGAACUACAAGCAGAGCUCAACGUGAUGCGGUUUAUCAAGGAAUUCACUUAAGCCUAACCUAGCCAUAAUUAACAGAAUAAUUAUAUUAUAGUACAACAAAUG
This is a messenger RNA of Drosophila eugracilis, 425 nucleotides long. Its product is annotated as cysteine-rich PDZ-binding protein. Gene Ontology annotation, molecular function: microtubule binding; PDZ domain binding. The record is from RefSeq and is a predicted model, not a curated record. NCBI's taxonomy places the organism in Eukaryota, Metazoa, Arthropoda, Insecta, Diptera, Drosophilidae. Gene Ontology annotation, biological process: cytoplasmic microtubule organization. The coding region runs from base 55 to 348 and encodes 97 amino acids. Gene Ontology annotation, cellular component: dendrite. The transcript has 2 exons.